UGAGAAUGAUGGUGAGAAUGAUAUAAAUAAUGGCAUGAAUGGUGCGAAUGAUCAAGUAAAUAAUGCGAAUGUUAUGAUUGAUGGUGUGAAUAGAGUGAAUGAUGAUGUAAAUGAUAGUGUUAACAAUAAUAUGAAUAAUGAUAUGAAUGAUAUGAAUAAUGGUAUGAAUGAUGCGAAUAUUGUAAUUGAUAGUGUGAAUAAUGUGAAUGAUAGUAUAAAUGGUAUUAAUGGUGGUAUGAAUAAUAGUAGUGAACAAAUGAGACAAGAGAGUCGAUUAACUAAUGAUGAGCAAGAAAUGCAACAUGCCAAUAUUUAG
Molecule: messenger RNA, 316 nt
Organism: Dentiscutata heterogama
Lineage: Eukaryota; Fungi; Glomeromycota; Glomeromycetes; Diversisporales; Gigasporaceae
Source: the annotation of a GenBank genome assembly